Molecule: messenger RNA, 544 nt
Organism: Coccinella septempunctata (seven-spotted ladybird)
Lineage: Eukaryota; Metazoa; Arthropoda; Insecta; Coleoptera; Coccinellidae
Gene: mRpS14
Product: 28S ribosomal protein S14, mitochondrial
Exons: 2
Coding region: 77-466 (129 amino acids)
Biological process (GO): translation
Cellular component (GO): mitochondrial small ribosomal subunit; ribosome
Molecular function (GO): structural constituent of ribosome
Source: RefSeq, a predicted model, not a curated record
UGUAAUCUGUGAACGUGUCCCUCGUGUUUCCUAUCUAUUCGGCAGUCUCUCUUCUCUGCUUCGAUAUCUCUCUAUUAUGAACAUUUAUUCAUCAAUUACAAGUAAAUACACUAGAAUUUUUCAUACUAAUGUCAACCCCUUAUUUCAACAAGUAAGGAAUAAAUGGGUUAACAGAUGGAUGAUACGAGAUGUCAAAAGAAGAAAGAUGACCACCGAAUAUGCCCCCAUGAGACUUCGUGUCAAUGCAUUAAGAAAAAAUGAUAUAUUGCCACCAGAAAUAAGAGAAUUAGCAGAUGCUGAGAUUCAUUCUUAUCCCAAAGAUUCAACCCUCCUUCGUUGUGCCAAACGAUGUGUUAUUACAUCUAGACCUAGAGGUGUUGUACAUAGAUGGAGGCUGAGUAGAAUAGUUUUUAGACAUUUAGCAGAUUAUAAUAAAUUAUCUGGCAUACAGAGAGCUAUGUGGUAGUUGAGAAGUUUCAAUAGUAUAGAUUCUAUUUAAUACUGAAUGGAUACUGGAAUAUAAUUAAGAAACUGUUAUCAUGUA